Molecule: messenger RNA, 3721 nt
Organism: Drosophila sulfurigaster albostrigata
Lineage: Eukaryota; Metazoa; Arthropoda; Insecta; Diptera; Drosophilidae
Exons: 4
Coding region: 263-3721 (1152 amino acids)
Biological process (GO): cell-cell junction organization
Cellular component (GO): apical junction complex; plasma membrane
Source: RefSeq, a predicted model, not a curated record
CCGCGUUUCGGUUUGGACGCGUUUUCUCUCGCUUAGCCACACACACAGAAAAAAAAGCUUCGUUUGCCGGUUUCGACGCGCAAGGAUAACGUUUUAUUUUCGCCACAAAGUGUGCGACUUUGUGUGUUGUUCUAUGCUGUGCAGUGUUUAGUGUAGUGUUUAUACUUGAACAAAAAAGUUGCAAAUUUGUUGAUCGAUAACAAAAAAGCAGCUGCUAAGCGGAUUAAUCACAUUCAAACACACUCGCUUAUCCUUUUGCAAGAUGCGCUUGCAACAUUUGCCAUUGCUGUUGGCGCUGCUCGCAACAGUUGCUGUCGCAGCAACAACAGCAGCAACCACGAAGCCCAAGAGCGAGACUAAAGCUGUGUCGAAGGCGGACUCUGCGAUUCCUUCCACCAAGAAGCCAACGCCCACAACUGUUGGCUCCAAGACAACCUCAACGACAACCACAAAAAGUCAGUCCACGAAGACGCUGAAAUCGUUGGUGCCCGGCGAGAAUCGUGGCAAGCGCACACUCUAUGACUUUGGCAAUGCCGGAUUUCUGUAUCCCGAGGUCGCCAGUCGUCGAGCCGGCUACGUGGACAACUACUUUCCACAGACGGGCUACUACAAUGGCCAGCAGGCCAUAGCUCAGUAUCCGGGCAGCUUUGCCACUGGCUAUGCGCCCUAUCCACAGUAUCUGGAGGCGCCGGAGCCCAUCAUUGAGAUCAUCAUCAAGGAUGCGAACGAAACGUUGGCCGAGGAACCCGCACAACCCGUGGUGACUAAGAAGACGAAGAAGAAGAAGGAGAAGGUGCAUGUGUUCUAUGUGAACUACAAGAAGGAUCAGAACAACAAGCUGCAUCUGGAGACGCCCAUCGCAUCGCUGAACAACGACGACAACGAGGAGCCCGAGGAGGAGGAAGAGGAGGAGGUGGUCCAGUAUCCAGUGACGCCUCUGCCGCCCGUCAAAUCCACCACGCUGCGCACCAUCAUCCAUCCCGAUUCGGAGAAGUAUCACAGCAACAGCGGCAUUCAUGUCUCCUUCGGGGCGGAGAACAAACAUCAGACCGGCCACAUUCUGGAGGAGCACGAUGCGGAGAGCAUUCAACGUCAGGUGGUGGCGUUGCCUUUGACUAACACACGUGCGGACUAUGGACGCGAGAGCAGCUUCGCCAGAGGCUCCUCUUCAUCUUCAUCGUCGACGUCUUCCGCCAACACGCUCUUCGGCAGCUAUCAGCAACAUCAGCAGCAACAACGUGAGCAGCAGCAACAGCAGCAGCUGCACUUUGCCAGCCAGCAACAGUUGCCGGCGCAGCACAGCAGCAACUACUUCAGGCAGCCAGCCAGCAAGCCACAGCAGCAGCAGCAACCACAAUUGCAGUACUAUCAAAAGCCGCAACAGCAACCCCAACAGCAGCAGCAGCAACAUGUGCCACGCCCCAGCAUCACGCAGCAGCAAUUGCCAUCGACUUCAUCGCAGAGCAUCUUCAACAAGUUGGUGCAGCAAUCGCAGUUCUAUGUCAAUCACAAUCAGCAGUAUCAGCCACAGCCAUCGCAGCAGCAGCAACCACAACAGCAGCAAUAUCAGAAGCCGCCCCAUAAGCAAGUCCAGGUGCCAUUCUUCCCCACAAUUCCGCCCAAAUCCCAAGAGUUGCCAUCGCGUCCCAGUGCGCCAUAUCAGCCCAUUAAAUUCCGCCCUACUCCCGCACCUGCGCCACAAACCAAACCAUUGCAGUUGCCUCUAAAGCUGGAGAAUGUCAACUACCAACAACAGCAGCAGCAACAUCAUCAGCAACAACAACAAUAUCAAAGUCAGAGUCAGUCACAGUCGAAGCCACAACCUUAUCAGUUUAUCAGACAGCCACAGUUUGUGCAGCAGCCACAGUUCAUUGUGCACUCGCCCACGCCAGCAACCGACUACUAUCCACAACAGCAACCACAUCAGCAACACUCACAGCAGCAGCAGCAGCAACAGCAACAUCAGGAGCACAAGUAUGUGGCGCCCACUUUGAGUUACUUCGACAUCAAACCUUCCAAGGAAACGGAGCUGUUGAAGUCCAUUCCCAAGUUUGAGCAACAUAUCACGGAAACUGUGCAGAAUCAGCCAUCGCAGCAGCAACAGUUGUCGCUGCAGCAAUUCGCCUACAGCAACACACGCAACGAGGUUAUACACGAUGUGCCUGCUCCCAAUUUGGGUCCCACAGCUGCGCCAAUUCCUGCACAACCCAUUGCCGGACAUUAUAUCACAGCCAGCUCCCAGCAGCACCAGCAACAACAGCAACAUCAGCAACCACAACCCCAGCAGCCACUUCAGCAACAGCAGCAACAUUCCCAACAGCAGCAACAUUCCCAACAGCAGCAACAUUCCCAGCAACAACACUUCGCUAGCUUCCCCAGCGAGUCAACGUCUCCGGUUUACGCCGAGUCCACUCACGGCCAAAAGGUAAUGGUUGUCACCCCGGUGCCACCUUCCUCCAGCUACGCCAGCUACAAUCAGUAUCCCCAGCCCAGCAGUGAGCCCGUUGUCCAGGUGCAUCCUCAAGCCUCAGCAGCUGCGCUUCAAGCUCAAGCCAGCACAAACUUCGCACAGCAACCCAGACAAUCGCAAUCCCAAUUUAAUUCCGCUUCAGCUGGCGACAACUCCCCAUUCAGUGUGUCCACUUAUCACUCGGAUGUGUUCAAGGAGCUGCAGCAGCGACAGCAGCAAGAGAAGCAAUCACAAGCUCCUACAAACUAUGUGACACCUGUGAAGCCAGCAGCUGCUCCAGCUGCCGCCUCCUCGCCAUCGACAUCAGCGCCAUUGCCCACAGCUCCACCCAAGCCCAAUGGCAAGGCAUCGCAGACGCUGCUGCAGCUGCCCGACGAGGUGCCCGACGAUCUGCGCCAGCAACUCUUCUCCUCCGGUAUACUGAACAAUGCCGAUAUCUCCAUCCUCGAUUACGAUAAGCAGGGAGACAUUGCUCUGGAGAAUCUGCCCGCUGAGCAUCUGCAGCAUUUCUAUGGUGCUGGCGGAGGUGCUCAGAUUGCCGAGACCAACAAGGUGUUGACUGUGGUGAAGCCCAAUGGCGAUAAGGUGGCGCUGAGCGAGAAGCAAAUCGAUCGCGUAAAACAGACGAAUUCACUGCCCCAAAAGCAGCAGCUGGAUGUGAAAGUUGUGCGUUUCGAUGCCGCCCAAGGACAGAGCGUGAAUGAGAAGUAUGUUCGUCAGGAUGCCACGGUGGUGACUCCCGUUGAGCUGGCCGAGCGUCAGCAAUACAAUCGUUAUUUGCCACUGAAGAUCAACGGUGCUCAGUUCCCCAUUCCCGAUAGCGAGGAACUGCUGGGCAAGAAGAUUGUCAGUGUUGUGGUCUUGGCUCCCGUUGAGGCUCAGCCCGCAGGGCAGUCGAGUGAGGCGCGCAGCGUGGACAGCAGAGAGGUAAAGUUUUUGGGUGGUGAGCUGGUCAAGACGCUGGUGAAGAAGCCCACCAAGGAUAACUUCAAGCGGUGGUUGGAGAAGGAGGCGCGUACCGACAUCGAACUGCAGUCCGUGGUGCUGUUGGUGGCUAAAUCCAGCGAUGCCGCCGAGCAGGAAAUCUUCAUGUACGACAUUGCCACGGGCAACGUCAACAAGCUGAAUGGAGAGCUCUCGAGCACCUUUGUGAAUGUCGCCGAGGAGAAUGCGAGCAGCGAGGAUUUGGAGCAUGCGGCCACAUUGGAUCCCAGUUCACUGGAGUCGAUGAUGCAUCUGCGUCGCAGAUGA